Drosophila obscura is the source of this 2739-nucleotide messenger RNA. RefSeq names its product endoplasmic reticulum metallopeptidase 1. Bases 39 to 2669 code for a protein of 876 amino acids. The record is from RefSeq and is a predicted model, not a curated record. Gene Ontology annotation, biological process: proteolysis. Gene Ontology annotation, molecular function: metalloexopeptidase activity. The transcript has 12 exons. NCBI's taxonomy places the organism in Eukaryota, Metazoa, Arthropoda, Insecta, Diptera, Drosophilidae.
CCAGACCGUGGUCAGUCGUACUCUGGCCACAGGCAGCAAUGGGCGCUCCAAGGGCUGACAAGAGUGUUCUGGCAACCAGCUCGGCCUCCGCCAACCUGAUCAUUGAGCUGGAGGAGAAUGAAAGGGCGACCAAGCAGCUGCCCUGGUAUUAUGGCCCCACCUACCUGCUCUUCUGGGUGGGCCUGUUCUUCGCCGUGGUCAUACCACUCUUCCAGUCGCUGCCCAUCGGCCUGAAGAUUAGGGAGGAGUCGGAGAGUCCGGGGAAAUUCGUGGCCGAGCGUGCCAUGGCCAUAGUGCUGCCCAUCAGCCAGAUGGGGCCACGCGUCGUGGGCGACCAUGUGAAUGAGGUGACAAUAGUGGAAUACAUGCUCGGGGAGAUUGCAAAAGUUCGCUCGGCAAUGCGCGACGACCUCUUCGCUAUGGAAUGGGAAGUGCAGCGUGCCUCGGGCUCCUAUCUGCACAACGGCCUGGUCAACCACUACCAAGGGGUGCAGAAUGUGGUCGUCAAACUGAGCACGAGGACCUCCAACAGCAGCUCCUAUUUGCUGCUCAACAGUCACUACGACACCAAGCCAGGAGCGCCGGGUGCCGGUGACGAUGCCUACAUGGUGGCUGUAAUGCUGGAGGUGCUCCGCCAGAUGGCCAUAUCCGAUAAUCUGUUUCUGCAUCCCAUUGUCUUCCUGUUCAAUGGGGGCGAGGAACAGCCAAUGCUGGGCUCCCAUGGCUUCAUCACACAGCACCGGUGGUCCGCCAAUUGCAAAGCGCUAAUCAAUUUGGACGGUUCGGGCGGUCGCGAGCUGCUCUUCCAGGGCGGUCCCAAUCACCCCUGGCUGAUGGAACAUUACAAAAAGAGUGUGCCGCACCCGUUCGCCACAACGACGGGCGAGGAGCUGUUCCAAGCUGGCCUCAUACCUUCGGACACGGACUUUCGGAUCUUCCGUGACUUUGGAGUGGUGCCGGGCCUGGACAUGGCUGGCAUUUACAAUGGCUUUGUUUACCACACGGAAUUCGAUCGCUACACUGUCAUAUCUGGCGAUGCCAUGCAGAGCACUGGGGACAAUGUCCUGGCCCUCGUGCAGAGUAUCGCCAAUGCACACGAGAUGUAUGACACGCAGGCGUACUCCGAGGGCCAUUCGGUGUUCUUCGACUUUAUUGGCCUGUUCUUUGUGUACUACAAGGAGUCGACGGGCGUGGCCCUGAACAUCUCCUUCUCGAUCGGGGCCAUGGUGCUCGUCUGCCUCUCCCUGUGGCGCAUGCGCAAGGUGUCGGGUCAGCCCGUUGGCACCUUUGCCGGCGCAUUCGGCGUGCAGUUCCUGUUGGCACUGGCCGGUGUGGCGCUGGCUCUGGCCCUGCCCCUGCUCAUGUGCGUCUUCUACGAUGCCGGAGACCGCACCCUGACUUACUUCAGCAACAGUUGGCUGGUCAUCGGCCUCUUCAUCUGCCCCUCGAUCAUCGGUCUUACUCUGCCGCUGACCCUCUAUCUGACGCUUCGGCCAAGUGAGAAGAUUCCGCAUGCCUACCACUUGCAGAUCGUGGGGCACGCCUACUGCGUCCUCUUGGCAGUUCUGUGUCUAGUGUUGACGGCUCUGAGCAUCCGCAGUGCCUACCUGUUCCUCAUUUCCAUCGUGUUCUAUGUGGGAGCUCUGAUCAUCAAUCUGCUGACACGUCUGCAUUGCCGAGGCUACUACUGGUCCUUGUUGCUCGGAGCCAGCCAGGUGAUGCCGUUCCUCUACCAUGCCUAUCUGUUCCACACAUUCAUCGUCAUAUUCAUACCGAUGGUGGGGCGAUUUGGCGUCACAACCAAUCCGGACACCAUCAUAGCCGUUCUGUGUGCCUGUGGCACGGUCCUCUCGCUGUCUUUUGCGGCUCCCCUCAUAAAUAUGUUCCGGCGACCCAAGAGCAUGCUGGGCGGCUUGGCGCUGGCCAUGUUCGUCUUCUGCAUGAUCUCCGUUUCCAGUGUCGGCUUUCCCUACCGCCCCAAGACCAAUGUGAUGCGCGUCGAUAUGAUGCAAGUGCACCGCCGAUUCUUCGAGCACGAUGGAUCCAUGAGUGCGGAGAACAGCGGCUACUAUCUGCACAUGCUGGACAGGAACAAGGACGCGCCGCUCCGCGACACAAUGGACCUCACGGGGCUCGUCCGGCUGGGCGAGGACUGCGACUCGGAGCUGAUGUGCGGCAUUCCCUGCUACCGCUGGUGCUCCGCGCGCAAAGAGGCGCGUUGGCUGCCACGGCAACAGCUGGUGGAGCUGCCAUACCCCACUGUGCUGGAGCUGCGCAACAAGACGGUGCUGGCCGGGGGCGAUCAGGCACGCCUAGAAUUCCGGCUGUCGGGCCCCCCCAACAUGGGACUCUUCUUCAAGCCCCGGAGUGGAGUGAAGCUGCUGCGUUGGUCCUUCGCUCAGGGCAUGCUGGACAAUCCGGCCCAGUUCAGGCCACCGCUGCAAGUCCAGAUAACCUACGGCAUAGACACCACGCCCAUUGAGUUCGACGUGGAGCUAUCGAAGGACAAUGAAAACUUCGAUGAGCCCCUUUUCGAGAUUGGCGUCUCCGGACACUACGUGGGUCCCAGGGUCGAGCGGGAUGCCCUCAGCGAGCAGUUCCUGGCCACGCUGCCCGCCUACACCUUCUCCAUGCAGUGGCCGAGCAGCUACGCCCGUUAUAUAUACUAAGGAAUGCAUUAGGCUAAGCGACAGAUUAGGCAGAUAUUUUUUUUGAAGUCACAAGUAGCUACUUACUUGC